Orbicella faveolata is the source of this 785-nucleotide messenger RNA. RefSeq lists its product as uncharacterized. The record is from RefSeq and is a predicted model, not a curated record. NCBI's taxonomy places the organism in Eukaryota, Metazoa, Cnidaria, Anthozoa, Scleractinia, Merulinidae.
AGUAAGUAACACAAUCUUAUACGUUUUGCUAUUUAAUAAAAAACAAACUGUUUUAUGUUUUACAAGAUUUGUGAGUUUUCAUUUGAUUUGACUUACAGCUAGAGUAUUAUCUUGGAGUCAUACACAAGCAGCUACAACAGAAUGUUGAUCGGUUCUGCCAGGAGCCAUUUUCAUUGAUAAUGGAGAAAUCCUCUAUUCCUCAUCCUGCUGCAGGAAAUGGUGUUUUUCUGAGGGGUAGUGCUGUUCCUGGCAGUUUUAUAGGAUUCCAUCCUGGAUUAGUGUACUUAGCAAAAGAUGUUCGAAAAAUGCUCAACUAUCCCAAUAUCAGUAAAGACAACUGUUACUUAAUGUCACGCUAUGACAGCUGCAUACUUGAUGCCAAGGAUUUUAAUACUGAUAUUCAGUUGCCAUGUGGAAAGAGACUAAAUAAUCCCUUUGCAUGUGGACAUAUGAUCAACCAUCCUCCACCAGGUAGUGAACCAAAUGUCAUGGCCUUUAACUAUGACAUUAGGAAAACUUUUCCAUCUGAGUUGGUAUAUCUUGUCCCCAACAGAUACUACCGUGAGCCUGGGAUCCUUUUCAAAACAGCAACAGUAAUGAGAACCAUCAUUUUUGUGGCCACAAGACACUUAAAUAAUGAAGAGCUCUUUGUCAAUUAUCGCUUGAACCCCUCCUCCAAGCUACCAGAUUGGUAUACUCCUGUCAACUUGAUAGAAGAUAAGCGUCGCUGGAAUGCAGAUUAACUAAGGAUUUAGAAACCUUAAAUAAACUCAAGUGCAUUUGCA